AUGGAGCCCUCUAGUGUGGCUCCUAGCAUGGAGCCCUCUAGUGUGGCUCCUAGCAUGCAGCCCUCUAGUGUGACUCCUAGCAUGGAGCCCUCUUGUGUGGCUCCUAGCAUGAAGCCCUCUAGUGUGACUCCUAGCAUGGAGCCCUCUAGAAUGGCUCCUAGCAUGCAGCCCUCUAGUGUGACUCCUAGCAUGCAGCCCUCUAGUGUGGCUCCUAGCAUGAAGCCCUCUAGUGUGACUCCUAGCAUGGAGUCCUCUAGAAUGGCUCCUAGCAUGAAGUCCUCUAGAGUGGCUCCUAGCACGAAUCCCACUUUACUAGCUAAUAUCCGACCCUCUGUGUCCCUAUCAGCCUACAUGUCAACCACCACCACCAUAUAG
Molecule: messenger RNA, 375 nt
Organism: Procambarus clarkii (red swamp crayfish)
Lineage: Eukaryota; Metazoa; Arthropoda; Malacostraca; Decapoda; Cambaridae
Source: RefSeq, a predicted model, not a curated record